Rhopalosiphum maidis (corn leaf aphid) is the source of this 1332-nucleotide messenger RNA. RefSeq lists its product as uncharacterized. The record is from RefSeq and is a predicted model, not a curated record. Lineage: Eukaryota; Metazoa; Arthropoda; Insecta; Hemiptera; Aphididae. Gene Ontology annotation, biological process: positive regulation of voltage-gated potassium channel activity; sleep; regulation of synaptic transmission, cholinergic. The transcript has 3 exons. Bases 185 to 619 code for a protein of 144 amino acids.
UCCCGUCCGACGAACAGUCUUGCAAAGUGCUCUGAAGUGUUGAAGGUCUAUUUUCAAUAUAAUAUUUUAUCUGAAAAUAACUAAAAUCCCAAUUGAAAACAUACAGUUUUUUACAUUUGCUAAGAAUAUAAUAUACUGUCUGGUUGUAUAAUUUCUAUUUUCAUAAAUACACGACUAUUCAAUAAUGAUCCGUUGUCAGAUUUACGCGAUGGUCGUCUUUGUAUUCGGGUGUCUCGUCUUGUUACCGGACCACAGCAAAGCUAUCAAUUGUUGGGUGUGCUCCACGGACACGGAUCAACGGUGCAACGACCCAAUGAAUAUGACCAAAGGUGCGAUCGAGGACUGUAGCAGAGCGCCACAUUCGGCUUUCUUGCAGCCAGUGUGCAAAAAACAAAAACAAAGAGUGAAUGGCGAGUUGCUGAUAAUUCGGUCGUGUGCUUGGGCGUCGGACAGCCGGAGCGACGACGGCCCAUGCGCCAUAAAUACCCCUGCGAAUAUACGCAUCGAACACUGCAGCACGUGUGACCAGGACCUUUGCAACGGCGCGAUAGUGAUUGGAGGCUGCACCAUAUUCCUGACCACCGUUUUGGCGAUCGUGACCCAUCUUGUUACUUAUUAACAUCAGCUUUUUUAUUUAAAAACGCGCCCUUUUCUGCCUUAACAAAGCGGUCAUACUAUACUCAUGUAGGUAUAUGACACACAUUUUUAAGUACAUAAUAUAUAUAAAUAUUAUAUAUAUACACUGUAUGUUUAUAUAUAUUAUAUUAUUUUGAUUUCUUUGAUAUUAAACAUCUCUUUUUUUAUAAUUAUUGUAACUAUAUAUUAAAUUUAAAAAAAGUAUAAUUUUAUUUAAUUUAAAAAGGUAACAUAAUUUUAAUUAUAAGGAAUAUUAUGAUUUAUAUAUAUAUUAAUUACAAUCUUAACGAUAAAAAAUUAUAAAUGGUUAUUAAGAAUUACAUUUUUAUAAUUUAUCAUUAUACGCCUAUUUUCUUAUUUUCUUUCGCCCUUCACCCCCUCCCUCUAUAUGGGGUCGGCCACCCUCGUCCUAUAGAUCCAUAGAACUUUUUCUCCCCCCAUUAUAUAUUUAUAAUUGCCUAUUAUUUAAAUGUUUGUUUUGUUAUUUAAUGUGUUUGUUAAUUUUAUUUAAAAAUCUAAGUACCUAUCACCUUUUUUUUGAUGCGUUUUAUAGGAUUACUUAUGUAUUUUGUAUGAUUAUCAAGUAGGUAUAGGAUAAGUGCGCUGUUUUCAUACUUUAAAAUGUACCUAAAAGUAAGUGUAUUGCAUUUUUUUUAUUUUUUAAUAAAACUAUCUACAUAAUGUUAUACUUUAUUU